CUCGUCUAAAGCGCAGCGCUUCAGUGCGGAUAUUCGGUGCUGUAGGUGGAGACAUGGAGGAGCAGCCAGUUGUUCGGAUAGGACGCACGGAAGUUGGGGUUUGAAAGCAGGGAAACCCGUGGAUCUCACUAAAGCUUGUACCUGGGGCGGUCAAAGUGUUGCAAAUAUGGCGGAGGAUCCUCAAAGGAACUUCAGGUCAGCGUAUUAUGAAAAGGUGGGCUUCAGGGGAGUUGAAGAAAAAAAGUCACUUGAAAUUCUUCUGAAGGACAAUCCGCUUGAUAUAGAAAAGUUAAGUACAUUCAGUCAGAGGUUUCCAUUACCCUCUAUGUACAGGAUCCAUGUAUGGAAAGUCCUGCUUGGUAUUCUGCCUCCACAUAGCGAUUCUCAUGCUCUGGUAGCACGUUACAGGCUGGAGCAGUAUAUGGAUAUAAAAGAAGCUCUUCUGGCCAUGCGCUUUGUGCACACAGGCACGCCACACACUGAGCUAUACCUUCGCAUGCACCAGCUAGAGAACCAGCAGUUGCCUUGCCGGUCAGAGCUCACACAACCUGGUGAAGAGGAUGAAGAUUUCUUGGCAAUUGCCAGGGUAAUGGAGGAAAUUGUGGAUAAUCCGGUGGACUGCUAUUGGCUGAUUAGGUGCUUUGUCAACCAAUUUAAUCACAAGUUCGGCGAUUCCAUACCUCACCUGCCCAAGAGUCUGGAGCAUUUCCUCUCUCAGGAGGACGGUCGUCUUUUGGCCCAUCUGAAAACGUCAGGCAGUCUGGCUGUACUGCCCUAUUCCCUUUGGUUCAGACGCUGUUUCGCAGACUGCCUGCCAGAGACCAGCCUACAGAGAGUUUGGGACAAGGUGAUCAGCGGUUCCUGUAAAAUCUUGGUUUUCGUGGCUAUGGAGAUAUUGCUGAGCUACAAGAUCAAGCUCAUGGGAAUGAGUCAAUCAGAUGCAGUGGUAAACUUCCUGAGCAAUAUGCCGCAGGAGAACACGGAUGCCAUAGUGACCAAAGCCAUAGAACUGUGGCACAAGUACUGUGGUACGCCCAUGCACUCUGUUUAAGUGAACUCUGUGUGCACUCUGAGAACUGUGUGGUGCCUGUGAGCACCUUAUGAUCUUCAGACUCUACAGCUCCAUGGCUACAUUUACAUACAGCCUAAUAACUCGACUGAUAGCUAGGUCAGAAUAGAAGAUGUUCAUGUAGACAGAAAUUGAGGUCAGUCUGAAUGAAAUUUUCUGUCUGAUUGAACAAGGUGGGUAAUCCUUUUAAUAAUCUGCUAAACUGAAGAGUAAUAGUCAUGUACAUUACUUUGUCUGAUUAAUUAAUGUUUGCUCGUGUAUGAUCGGAAUUAGCACAUGCAUUUGAGGGGGGGUAAUAAAGUAGGUAAAAACCUUUUGAUAAAA
Molecule: messenger RNA, 1393 nt
Organism: Ictalurus punctatus (channel catfish)
Lineage: Eukaryota; Metazoa; Chordata; Actinopteri; Siluriformes; Ictaluridae
Gene: tbc1d7
Product: TBC1 domain family, member 7
Exons: 8
Coding region: 167-1051 (294 amino acids)
Biological process (GO): negative regulation of TOR signaling; activation of GTPase activity
Molecular function (GO): GTPase activator activity
Source: RefSeq, a predicted model, not a curated record